This is a messenger RNA of Cuscuta europaea, 12600 nucleotides long. Lineage: Eukaryota; Viridiplantae; Streptophyta; Magnoliopsida; Solanales; Convolvulaceae. The record is from the annotation of a GenBank genome assembly.
GAAAGUCCUGAAAGUUUAAUCUGAGGGAGGGAGCAGAAAACUUAGCCUUUAUUUCGCCUUUUAUCUGCCUGCGUUGAGAAGCGCUAAGGCGGCUUAGAUGGUACUCCGUAUUUAUUUAGCACACAAAGAAGAGGAGGAGGGGAGUGAUAGAGAUCCGAAAUGGAAGAGAAUGAUGAAAUGGACUCACUGUUUGAGGGGAUGGUCCUGUUCGAUCCUUCUGAAAUGGUGUCUGGAGAUCCGGAUAUCGACGACGUCGGGAUUGGACAUCUAGACCGCCGGGGCUCAGACAUAGCUGCCGCUGUUAAUAUCGGAGCAGCUCAACCGGCUGUCCCACCUAUUCAAGUUCCGGCCGAAUCAAAUCAUAUUCAGCCGCUCGAUGAGAACCUGUUCUCUGAUCUUACACUUGUCACUCCCCCAAGAUCCCCAGAACUAGAGGAUUUCAAGUCCCCACCCGAUCCAUCUUCAAACUCGGCACUUUCUCGCCAGAAUUCUACUACCCGGAAGAAGAAGAGAGCUGGUUUAAGAAUUGGAUAUGGUAGGAAUAGAUAUUAUGACUCCGGUUCAGUCCUAACCACUUCUCCUCCCGGCGAUCAUUCAAAGGAGGGGAAGGAAAAAGGGCAUGAAGAAGAACUAGAAGAAGUAGACAGUUAUGCUGCUCAAGAAGGUGAACAGCACGACUCCACCAUGAUCUCUGCCGCUCACGAAUGCGAUUCUCAAAAAACACCUCAAAGCAUUCAUUCUAAUGAUGACGCAGUUUCCCAUAAGGCGGCUAGCCUGAGUUCGUGUGGAGUUGGUGAAGAUGUAACAUCUGAGCAAUUAAAUUGUAACAAGAGUCAUAACCCACUUGAGUUCAGAUUUGAACAACUUAAGAUCCUCAUUUCUAGUAAGCUUAAAAUGGCCAGUGAGACUGUAGCUUCCAUAUCUUCAGAGAAGAAGGAAUCGAUUAGGAAAAGGAGAAAAGCUGCCCGGAAUGUAACUCAAGCAUAUGCCGAGUAUAAAGAGCUAGAGAAGAAGCUGGAUGAAGCCUGUGAGGCUGAAGACUUUGAUAAAGCUGAAAGAGUUAGUGAGAGUUUAGCUUUGGCUGAGAAGGAAAAAGAACGGCUGACAGUUGAUCUCAGAGAUGCUGAAGCCCAGUGCAGUGCUGUUGACUCUAAGAUGCAGGAGGCUCUUGACUCGCUAAUUCAUGUUGAGGAAGAAUGCGCCUCUAUGUUGCAGAGCUUUGCAUUGGAUGCCAUAUGUGAUGCAGAAUUGGAUGUAACAACUGCAGAAGGAUUGUCAUCCAAACAGAUGCAGGAGUGGGAGUUGUCCGCUGAAGCAAGAGAGGUCCAAAAGAUGGAAUUGGAGAUUGAAGCUGAAUUGGUGCUUGAGGCGCAAAAGGUUCUGAAGGAUUCCAUAGAGCAAUAUGUUGAGGAUGACCGAAGACAGAGAAAUAUUCUUUGCAAGAAAAAAGAAGUGUUAAUGGAGGAGCUGAAACAACUGCUUGCUUUAGUGAAAGCGAAGGAAGAAGAAAUAGCAGAAAAUGAUUCUCUCAUUGAAAAAGUUGACAGAAGGAUUGACUAUGUGAUGUCUAGCUCUCAAGAAGCCCAAACUCGUAUUAAUGAAAAAUAUCAGAAUCUGCAAUCUGGACUGUCUGAACUUCUCUUAGAAAAUGAAUCUCUAUUGGUGAAGCAGAAAGAGAUUGAUUAUUCUGUUUCCCUGGAGGAAUCUAGGAAAGCAAAGAUAAGGGAUCUCUCUAGAAUUUCAGCAGAUGAAGCAAACAUGUUUACAGAAGUUGUUGGGUUACGUCAGAGUCUGGCUCAGUUUGUUUUGAAAUCCAAGGAGGAUAGAGUUAGGCUUUCUACAAAUGAGGAUGAACAUGCAAUCCAAAUCCAAAUGCUCCAACAGCAAAUUUCUGCUGCAAGAACAUCACUUCAGGAACUAUCAUCAUCAAAGUCAAAGAUCCAGCAAGAUAUUGAUUCCUCAAAGCAGAGGUUUCUUUUUAUAGACAAGAGAGUUCCAGAGCUCGAGGCAGAGAAAAAGGUGGCUGCUGCUGCAAGAAAUUUCAAGGAAGCAGCACGCCUGUCAACAGAGGCGAAGGAAUUGUGUAUGGAAAAGGAUGGAAUACAAACCAAAUUGGAAGGUGCAGAAUCAGAGGUCAAGAAAGUUGAAGAAGAGAUUUGCCUUAUCGUUGAGAGACUGCAAGAAACUGAAGAGCAAGUUUCAGAAAAGGAGAGAGAAUUGGCUAUGGCUAGAUUCCAGAGGCUAAUUUUAGUUGACAGAGCUUGCAGAGAAGAGAGAUCACUUGCUUUAGAGUUGGGUGACCUUGAAGAGGCAGAUGCUUUGCUGGAGGAGGCUGAAGCAGCAGUUUCUGAAGCAAGAAAACUUCAACCGAUAUAUGGUUUUCAAGAAGAAGAGUUAACUACCCUACCUAAACAUUUCAUAUCAGCUGAACUUGUCUCCAAGCUUCAAGGCAGGCAACUGGCUGAACUUGCAGCAUCUGUUAAUAUUUUGGCAUCAUGAUGACCAAACCUUCAUCUUUCCUCUUUUGGGGCAAUGUUCGGGCGGUUUUGUAUGGAGAAAAGGAGUGUUGGGUGGUGAAUUCCAGUUGUAACAUUUUUGAAGGAUAGGCUGGUGUCGGUACUACAAAUGAGCUACGGAGGAGGUCGAAAGGAGUGAACAUAGUUUGAUUUGAGCGCCUUUGGUGUUUGGAGUUUUACUCGAUGUCUCUUGGUCCAAGUGGAGCCCUAUAUUCAUUUUAAAGCAUCCAAGUUCAAAUCCUUGGAUGAUAGGAGCUUCUGGAACUUGUGAUGGUGAGGGUCUACCUUGUAUUUUGAAUUGGGAUUUACGUUAUAUUAGAGUUUGGUCAUUCGCAUUUAUUUAUUUCAGAGAAAAUUAUUAUUGUAGAGUUUGCCUAUUCAUCUACCAUUGAAUACUGAUAGGACUCCGGCUAUUAUAAAUAAGAAUAGAUAUGGUUUAGUCUAUUCUAGAAAGAAGAAGUAGUUUAUCUGUUUGGCAGGCGGGUAGUGGUUAUGAACUAGUAACUACUUUUAAUAAGGAGUGGGGGGCUAUAAAUAGAAUAAACCAGUUAGCAGUUAGGCAGUCUGUUAGAUGCUUGGCUUGGGACUGGGAAGUUAGAGUCUUAUCUCUAGCUUUGGGACUAUUGUAUUGUAUACCGCCAUUAAUGAAGUUUGUGGAUUGUUUCCUGUUCGUAUUGUAUAUUGUGGAUUGCGAACGGUUCUUAUCAUUGGUAUCAGAGCGUGUUUGAUCGCUGGAUGACCGUGACGCGCGCAAAGAUGGAAAUCAGAUUGACGGAAAUAGAAAGGAGCCAACGGGAGAUGCAAGCUAGCUUGGAGAGAAAUUUGAGGGAGAUGCAGUCAAAUUUCACUACCGCUUUGGCCACGAUGCAAGUUAAUCUAGCGGAAAUGCAGAACAGAAACUCGGAUAGAUCACGAAGUCGUUCGUACCAUUCGAACUCUUCGCGUCGAUCAUCACAGAGGAAACACACGAAGCGUGAUGAUAGUUCGGAAGGUUCUGAAACACAUUCCGAUCACUCUGGCUCGUAUCAGGAUCGCGAGCGCCAUAAUCAACAUCGAAAUCCUAAUAAAGCUGGAAGGAAAAUCGAUUUACCGAUUUUCAACGGAGAGGAUGCCUUUGGUUGGUUGAUGAGGAUGGAUCGUUACUUCAGGUUGAAUCAGACUGAUGAACGUAACAAAAUUGACCUGGCAGUUCUGGCAAUGGAGGACCAGGCACUUAGCUGGUUCCAAUGGUGGGAAGGUCAGACUCGCCAUAUGAAUUGGGAGACAUUUACAAAGGAUUUGACUACACGCUUUCAACCAGAGCUGGUACAAGAUCCGUUAGGACCGUUGUUCAGCUUAAAGCAAAGAGGAACUAUGAAAGAGUACAGAGAUAAGUUUGAAACCGCCAUAGCUUCCCAGGGACAUCUAACCGAGGAGGUUCUGAAAGGUGUGUUUCUUAAGGGACUGAGAAGAGAUAUCAGGGCUGAGCUGAAGUUGUAUACUACAAGAACCUUAGCUGAACUCAUGGGCCAGGCUUCUCUUAUUGAGAACAAAAAUAAUGAAGCAAUGUUGAUGAAGAACAGAGAGGAAGGGAAGAAAAAGGGGCUAAGUAAGAACAAUGGCUCAAAUUCUCAAGCUAUUUGGGGAGAGGGAAGCAGAUGGAAAAGUAUUCCGAACAGUAACCCUAACCUGCCAAAGAGUCAAUCAGAUUACAGAAGCAAUACUGACAUUAAGGCACCUAAUAUGAGUAAAUCAGGUCCCAGGUUAUCCAGGAGUGACUUGCAGGAAAGAAGUAGGAGAGGUUUGUGUUUCAAAUGUGGAGAGGACUGGGGCAAGGGUCAUAUCUGUAAAAUGAAGAACUGUAAGAUGAUUCUAGUGGAGCAUUCUGAAGGGGAAGAUGAAUCUGAAGGAGAAUUAAUGGAAGGGGGAGAAGAGGAAGAUACUCACAAAUAACUUAAAACAAUGCAACUUUCUGUUUUAAGUAAGGAGGGUAUUCCAUCCAUGAAAACAUUCAAGGUGCAAGGUGUGUUGAGCUGGGAUGAUGGGAAACAAACUGUGAACAUUCUGAUUGACAGUGGGGCAACACACAAUUUCAUAGCGCAGGGUUUCAUUGACAGAUGGGGAGUACCUUUUAUGCCUAUACAAGGAGUGAAAGUGCAGAUUGGCAAUGGGGAUCUCAUACAUAAUAAUGGCAGAUGUGAUGGAAUGAAGCUGGAAGUGCAAGGAAAUACCAUACAUCAAUCAUACUAUAUACUGGAAUUGGGGGGGCACAUAUAUUGUUUUGGGUAUGGCAUGGUUGACUGAGUUGGGAGACAUGGAAGUGAACUUUCAGAAACAAGUAAUAAGAUGGAAACAACAAGAUAGGAUAAAUUGUAUCCAAGGGGAAGCUGCACUGAAUAAUUGGGAGGUUCCAAUGAAGACUAUGCUUCAGAUUCUGCAGAAAGAAGGGGAUGGAUAUUUUCUUUAUUAUGGAGGGCAGUUGUAUGGUUUGGAACAGAAUACUAAGGAAGCCAAGGUUUGGAAGGACAUCAUUGCUGAAUUUCCAGAGGUGUUUACUGAUCAGUUGAAAUUUCCUCCUACUAGAGACUGUGAUCAUGCCAUAAACAUCCAAGAAGGAGCUAGUAUACCAAAUCUGAGGCCCUACAUGUACACUUUUGAUCAGAAAAAUGAGAUAGAGAAAGUAAUUGGUGAAAUGUUAAAAACAGGUAUCAUUAAGCACAACAACAAUCCCUGCAACAGUCCUAUCUUAUUGGCUAGAAAAAAAGAUGGUGGUUGGCGAUUUUGUGGUGAUUAUAGAGCCCUGAAUAAGAUCACUAUACCUGAUAAGUUUCCCAUACCAGUUAUAGAAGAAUUACUAGAUGAAUUGGGAGGAGCAGUGGUUUUUUCUAAACUAGAUCUGAAGUCAGGUUACCACCAAAUCAGAAUGAAGGAGAGUGAUACCUGUAAGACUGCUUUCAGAACACAUGAAGGUCAUUACGAGUACCUAGUCAUGCCAUUUGGGUUGACUAAUGCACCUUCCACUUUUCAGGCUCUAAUGAAUGAGGUUUUGAGACCUUUUCUCAGGAAAUUUGCAUUAGAAUUCUUUGAUGAUAUACUGGUUUACAGAAAAACCAAGGAGGAUCAUAAAGAACACCUCGAAUUAGUCCUGGAAGCUUUAAAGAAGAAUGAUUUAGUAGCCAAUCAAAAGAAAUGUUCCUUUGGUCAGGAGCAACUGAGUUAUUUGGGUCAUAUUAUUUCUGCAGAGGGGGUGGCAGCUGACCCUAGUAAAACUAAAGCCAUGGUAGAAUGGGGUGUACCAAAAGAUUUAAAGGAUUUAAGGGGGUUUUUGGGUCUUACUACAGGAGGUUUGUCAAGGGCUAUAGUCACAUUGCUGCUCCAUUAACACAAUUGUUGAAGAAGGAUGGGUUUAAAUGGAGUGAUAUGGCUACAAAAGCUUUUGUGCAAUAGAAGAAUGCUAUGUCUUCUUUACCAGUGUUGAGAAUCCCUGACUUCAAUAAAGUUUUUGUAGUAGAAACUGAUGCAUCUGGAACGGGGUUAGGGGCAGUACUUAUGCAAGAUGGGGGUCCCAUUGCAUUGUUUAGCAAGGAAUUAGCACCUAAACAUUUGAGUAAAUCUGUUUAUGAAAAAGAGUUGAUGGCAAUUGUGUUUGCAAUCCAAAAAUGGAGGCCCUACUUACUGGGCAGGAAAUUUGAGGUUCACACUGAUCAAAGAAGUCUCAAAUACUUGACUGAGCAAAGAAUCAUGGGAGAGGAUCAACAAAAGUGGAUUGCCAAGCUUAUGGGAUACAAUUUUAUCAUUAAAUAUAAACCUGGAUGUGAGAAUAAAGCUGCAGAUGCUCUGUCAAGGAAAUCAAAUUUGUCAGCCUUAUCAAUUGUAAAUUGCCAGGAAUGGGAAGGAUUAGAAGAUGAACGGUUGGAAGAUCCAAAGUGUGCUGAUACUAUUCAGAAGAUUCUAAGUCAUCCGGAUGAAAUGGUGGAUUUCAGAUUGAAGAAAGGGUUGUUAUACUACAAGGGAAGGCUGAUGAUACCCCAAAAUUCCCCUAGAGUGACAAGGAUUCUUCUGGAAUAUCAUGAUUCUGCAACAGGAGGACAUUCUGGCAAUUUCAGAACUAUGAAGAGGAUCUCCACACUGUUCUACUGGGUUGGUAUGAGGAAGCAGAUUCAGCAAUAUGUGCAGAAUUGUGAGGUUUGUCAAAGAAACAAGUAUCAAGCUUUGAAACCUGCGGGGUUGUUACAACCGUUACCUAUUCCAGAUUGCAUUUGGACAGAUAUAAGCAUGGAUUUUAAUGGUGGAUUGCCAAAAGCUCAAGGGAAAGACACUAUCCUGGUUGUGGUUGACAGACUAACCAAAUUUGCACAUUUUAUAGCUUUGUCUCAUCCCUUUAAUGCUAAAGGAGUUGCUGAAAUCUUUGUCAAAGAAAUAGUUAGACUCCAUGGAUUUCCAAAAGGGAAAAGGGCCAAAAUGGACACUGAGGUUUUUAAUGAAGAGCGUAUUGGACAUUAAGGUUUUUUUGAGAUCAAAUAAACAUCAAAUUAAACUUUUCAGACCUCAUCGCCCACCCCCUAACAUUUCCCGUUAACAUCUUCUCUUCCCCGUUAUCACCCUGCGAUUACAAUCUCCCUAAUUGAAAUUUCUAACCCUAACUCACUUCCAUGGCUAAUAAGUGUGAGAUUGUGCGAGUGAGUUGAGAAGAUUAGAAGGUGUUCAACUGCACGACCAAGGUUACAAUACGUACGACUAAUCUGAGGUAAUCUUUGAGUGUUGUUUUAGUUUGUUACAAUGAAUGGGUUGGUUAAUCUCAGAUUUAACCAUAGCGGGAGGUGGGUUAUGAAACCAAAGUUACAGUAUGUGAAUGGGGAUGCUGAUACAGUUUAUGGGUUUGACCCUGAUUAUAUGUGUUAUCAUGACAUUUCAAGAAAAUACAAGGAUGACUUGGGGUUUAAAACACUGAAAAAUAUAUAUGUUUUAGAACCUGGAAAGGAUUUGGACAAUGGACUUUUCUUAGUUCAGGAUGAUGACACUAUAAGGAAAGUGUUAAAUCGUAUAAGGAGAUUUUCUUGGAUUGAUACUAUAGAGUUAUAUGCUGACCAUCAACUGGACGAACCCAUUUUGAUUCCCCUGAUAGAAGGUUCAUUUUCUGAAAUUGGUAACCAUGACAUUGGUGAUGAGAAUGAUGGUGGGGUGGGUGAUGAGUCUGCCAAUACAGAUUGGAGAGACCAAAGUGAUGAAGUGAAUACAAGUGGUGUCCCAAAUGGGUAUGUUACAGAUGAAGAAUCAAAUAGAGGCUCAGAAGAUGAAGAGAGCAACAAUUCUGAUCCAUCCUCUGAUAAUGAUGGUACAAUCAAUUACAAUGCAACAGAUGGGUCGGAUUGUUUUAUGAAUGGAAUGACCUUUGCAGAUGCUGAAGAGGCUAGGACUGCAAUUGCUAAUUAUGGUGUGAAAUAUGGUUACAAGCUGAAAAUCAAACCAAAUGAGAAGAAUAGACUGGUUGUUAAAUGUUUGAAUGAGGAAGGCUGCCCAUUUAGAUUAUGGAUUUCUCAAGAUGGGAAGAACUAUGGGUUGGCAGUGAAGAUUUGUAACACUGAGCACAAGUGUUUCCGACACUAUUCUAUUCCUAGUGCUACUCAAAAGUGGCUUGCAAAUUACUUUAAAGGGCACCUGGAGAGAAAUCCUAGCUUUCGAGUUGCUGACAUGAAAGAGGAGGCAGAGAAGAAGUUGAAGAUAAAUGUUAGCUUGUAUAAAUGUAAAAGGGCUAAAAGGUUGAUUAUUCAAGAAAUGGAUGGUAGUUAUAAGGCUGAGUUUGGGUACCUAGAAGCAUAUGCUGCCACAUUAAAGAGGAGUAAUCCAGGUUCAAAAGCUGAAAUUGAACUCUGCAGUGAAGCAUUGAAAGAAGGGAGGAGAGUAUUCAAGAGAAUGUUUGUAUGCUUUGCUGCUUUGAGGUAGAACUGGCUGGCUGGCUGUAGAAGAAUCAUUGGUGUGGAUGGUUGCUUUCUAAAGGGUGUUUGUAAGGGUAAUCUGCUGAGUGCAGUGGGGUUGGAUGGAAAUGGGCAGAUGGUCCCUAUAGCAUGGGCUGUCAUUGAUAAAGAGAAUAAGUCUAAUUGGAGGUGGUUUUUGAGUUGGCUUGUUCAGGAGCUACACCUGAAUACUGGUGGUGAGUUAACACUUAUUUCUGAUAUGCAAAAGGGGCUGAUUAGUGCUGCUCAAGAGGUCAUUCCAGAUGCAGAGCAUAGGUUCUGUGCCCGACAUGUGUAUGCUAAUUGGUCAAAAAAAUGGAGAGGCAAUGAGUUUUGCAAAAAGUUUUGGAUAUGUUCCUGGAGCACAUAUGAAGAAGAGCUGCAGCUGAAUCUUAAAAAGCUUGGAAAAUUGAGCACUGAAGCUGCUUCUGACCUUUUGAAGUAUCCAGUUCAAACUUGGUGUAGAGCAUACUUUAGUAAUAGGUGUUCAUGUUGGAUGGUUGAUAAUAACAUCACAGAGUCCUUCAAUUCAUGGAUCCGGGAAGCUAGGUCAAAACCUAUUGUAACCAUGCUGGAAGAUAUACGAUUGAAGGCAAUGAAAAGAAUUUCAGAGUUCAAGACAAAUCAUGAUAAGUGGAUAAACGAUUGGUCUCCCUUAUGCAUGGAGUACUAUCAAGACAAUAAGGAGGCUGCUAGUGGUUGCAAUGUUAUAUUUAAUGGGGAUGUGGGGUUUGAGAUUGGAGAGGGGACAGAUAAGCACACAGUUGUGUUGGAUAAGAUGGUCUGCACUUGUAGAGCAUGGGAACUGACUGGAAUACCAUGCUUACAUGCCAUAUGUGCUUUCUAUUAUAGGAAGGUAGAUCCUAUCACCUACAUUUCAAGAUGGUAUCAUAAGGAGACUUAUAUGGCAGCAUAUGCAAAUGCUUUGCAACCGGUACCUGGAAAAGCUUUCAUGAAGGUUGAUGAUUAUGAACCCAUUUUACCUCCCCCUCACCUGGCAGACCAAAGAAGAACAGGGUUAGAUCAUCUACUGAGGUCAAAGGAUCUGGAAGUGCUUCUACAUCUGCCAGUGCUACACCUCAGACAUCAUCAAGAAAAGGGAGACUACAAACUUGUGGGAUAUGCCAUAAGGAGGGCCAUAAGAGAGCUACAUGUUCUAAUAAAGAUAAAGAUGCAAGUGUUCAAGGAGCAGAAGGGAAUGGACCUAUACCUGUGAAGAGACCUGCUAGUGUUGCUUUUUCAGCAAUUCCUACCACUACAGAAUCAACUCCACCAACAAAUCCACACACUAAUGCUAAAAGGAGUACGGGUAAGUCUAAAGUGACAUGUAGAAGAAUAGGAAGGAAGAUAAGUAAACAAUCUGUAACAGGCUUUGGGUGCCAUGUGGAUGUGAACACUGGGGAGAAGACUUUAAAUCCUGGGAUGAGCAGUGAGGAAAUAGUUUCAGAUUUCCAGCCUGAAAUGCCACAUGACCCUGAUGUUACAGUCAGAUUUGCAAUCCCAAAUGAAAAAGAUAUAAGAGGAGCUGCCCGGGCUGAGAAGCAGUUGGAUGUCCCAACAUAUAGAACAAUACCUUUCAAGGGUGAUGGUACAGAGGUGCAUAAUCCAACAAACCUACCUUUUCAACCACUUGGUUUGCAAUGGAAUGGGAAUGCAGCAAUCAGCUCUAAGCAGUUGUUACAGAAGAUGCAGAUCAGGAGGUCGGGUUCCAUUCCAAAGUGAUGAAUGAAGACUCUUAUGUUUCAUUAGAACACUUUUGGAUGCAAAUAUGGAUGAAUGAAGACUCAUAUGUUUCAUUAGAACACUUUUGGGCACUUUGUAUUUAUUAGCUUAUUAGUUUUUUGGCAAUGUAGUCGUUUGAAGACUCACUGGAAGUUUAGAUGUUUUGUAUGAAGUUUUAGUACUUCUGGCAAUCUAAGGAACUGACUGCAAUUAUGGGGUGCUAAAUUAGGGCUUAUAAUGCUUUUUUUGUAUUUUGUAACCUCAUUAACAAUCAAUAUUAUGAUCCCUAAUGAUGUGAAGUUAUGAUAUAACAUCUUUUUUUGUUUAUAUAUGUUGUUUAUUCAACCAGACCAUAACAACACUACAAUAACCAAAGUGUUACAAGGUCAACACUGUUUACAGCAACAUUUUUUCAAACUGUUUACAAGGUCAUAACCAAACCAUUUUACAAGAAACUGAAACUAACAUACUAACACACAUAAUACUACAAUAAGGACACAUAACAACACUACAAUAACAUAAUUAUUCUUCAUUUUAGUUUUGCUUUCCAAUUCCAGAUGGGCUGCAUCAUUCAUACUGUUGACUUCUUCAAGUUCACUCUCCAACUUUUGAGCAACACUAUCACAUUCCAAUUCAAACAUUGCAGAUUGGAGCCUCCUAUUCUCCCGUUUCAGCUCAUUGAUAACAUGCCUUGCUCUGUCCGUUAAUGGCUCAUCAUGCCAUUCAAAGAAGCCACAUCCAUCCUUCUGAGUAUACACAAGAGUAUGAAUAUCAAUAUGAAUAUAAAUAAAUUAUACAUAUUCAUGAUCUUCUCCAGUUCUCAUAUGUGAAAAGAACAAUUAAAAGCAUACCUCAUAAUUAGGACAUCCAUGAAAUCUUCUCCCUGGAUUCUUGUCAGUCCAUGAAGUCCAAAGUGGCGCCUUGACGCGAGUUCCAUUUGCAUUCAUGCAUCUGCAAAACCUAGAACGCCCAGAAUACGGUCGCUCAUAGAUGCUUCGAAGCUUCACUGAAUCACCGGACUCAGAUUUCCGUGCCUCAGACGACCUCGAUGCUGAAGGACUAGCCGACAUCACUGCUUUCUUCUUCAUAAUCUGUCUCAGAUUGUAUUUAUUAGGUAUAUAUCAAUUAGGUCUAAUCGCAGGGUGAUAACGGGGAAGAGAAGAUGUUAACGGGAAAUGUUAGGGGGUGGGCGAUGAGGUCUGAAAAGUUUAAUUUGAUGUUUAUUUGAUCUCAAAAAAACCUUAAUGUCCAAUACGCUCUUCAUUAAAAACCUCAGUGUCCAUUUUGGCCCUUUUCCCUUUCCAAAAUCCAUAGUGAGUGAUAGAGACAGCAUUUUCUUGAGUUCCUUUUGGUCUGAGUUAUUCAAACUGGCUGGCACACAGUUGAGAUACAGUACUGCGUAUCACCCUCAAUCAGAUGGCCAAACGGAGGUGGUGAAUAGGUGUUUAGAAACCUAUCUGAGAUGUAUCACAGGGAAGAAACCUAAGGAAUGGAACAGGUGGUUACCUUGGGCAGAGUAUUGGUACAAUACUAAUUACCAUAUUUCCUUAAAACAAACCCCUUACCAGGCCUUAUAUGGGCAAGAACCUCAACCAAUUAUAAAAGGGGAUGUGGUUAUGACUGCUAAUGAUGAAGUGGCAAGACUGACAGCUGAGAGGAAUGGAAUGUUAGCUGAAAUCAAAGAAAAUUUAGCUAGUGCCCAGAAUAAGAUGAAGCAGCAAGCAGACAAACAUAGGAGGGAAAUGAAGUUGGAGGUGGGUGAAAAAGUUUUCCUGAAGAUUCAGCCCUAUAAGCUGCAGAGUUUGGCUAAGAGAAUCAAUCAGAAAUUGAGUCCAAGGUUUUAUGGACCUUUUGAGAUCAUUGAGAAAGUGAAUGUUGUAGCUUUUAAAUUGAAAUUGCCAGAUGAUUGCCUGAUCCAUCCAGUAUUCCAUAUUUCUUUGCUGAAAAAGGUUCUAGCUUCCAAUACUUGCUGUCAACCAUUGCCUAAAUGUUUGAGUGAAAACUAGGAAUUGUUGGUGAAGCCAGAGAAGGUGAUGGAUACCAGGGAGGGAACGGAUGGUAGAGUUGAAGUUUUGAUACAUUGGGAAGAUCUGCCAGAAUUUGAAAGGUCUUGGGAAGAUGUUCAUGUGUUGAAGACACAGUUUCCAGACUUCAAGCUUGAGGACAAACUUGUUUCUUUGGGGGGGAGUAUUGAUAGGACUCCGGCUAUUAUAAAUAAGAAUAGAUAUGGUUUAGUCUAUUCUAGAAAGAAGAAGUAGUUUAUCUGUUUGGCAGGCGGGUAGUGGUUAUGAACUAGUAACUACUUUUAAUAAGGAGUGGGGGGCUAUAAAUAGAAUAAACCAGUUAGCAGUUAGGCAGUCUGUUAGAUGCUUGGCUUGGGACUGGGAAGUUAGAGUCUUAUCUCUAGCUUUGGGACUAUUGUAUUGUAU